Panicum hallii is the source of this 922-nucleotide messenger RNA. RefSeq names its product protein FLOWERING LOCUS T-like. The coding region runs from base 145 to 708 and encodes 187 amino acids. NCBI's taxonomy places the organism in Eukaryota, Viridiplantae, Streptophyta, Magnoliopsida, Poales, Poaceae. The record is from RefSeq and is a predicted model, not a curated record. The transcript is spliced from 4 exons.
CAGGAGGACACUAGCAUUCUGAUGAAGCGUGCGUGCAUCAGCAGGCUAUAUAUAAAGCGCGACAAGCUGCUAGGUUGGGCCGUAGGCAGCUAGACCAUCACGGAUCUUCGUUGCUCGUGUCGAUCGAUCAAGGAGCAUACAGAGAUGCCGACGUCGUCAAGGGACGGCCUGGUGCUGGGGCGGGUGAUCGGCGACGUGGUGGACCAGUUCUCGCCGACGGUGGCGCUCCAGGUCUCCUACAACGGCCGCCGCCUCUUGAACGGCGCCGACUUCCGGCCGUCGGCGGUGGCGGCGAGGCCUCGCGUCGAGGUCGGGGGCACCGAUCUCAGGCAGUGCUACACGCUUGUUAUGGUGGAUCCUGACGCCCCCAACCCGAGCAAUCCGACGUUGAGGGAGUAUUUGCACUGGUUUGUCACUGAUAUUCCUGGGACAACUGAUGUUGGCUACGGUCGCGAGGUGAUCUGCUACGAGAGCCCUCGGCCGCCGGCGGGGAUCCACCGCGUGGUGUUCGUGCUCUUCCGGCAGAUGACGCGCGGCUCCGUGGAAGUGGCGCCGCUCCUCCGCCACAACUUCUGCACCCGCAACUUCGCCGAGGACUACGGCCUGGGCGCCCCCGUCGCCGCCGCCUUCUUCACCUGCCAGCCCGAGGGCGGCACCGGCGGCCGUCGCCUCGUGGUCCGGCCGCCGCGGACGACACCGGCGCCCUAAAUGCACCAUUCUGCAGAAUGGUCCUCAGGACAGACUGGUAUACGACCUACUCAUCAGUUAAUCAGCACGAUGAUACGUAUACACAUACGGCGCAUGUAUGUAUGCAUGCUAGCUUUAUUUUGUAUAGUAGAUAGCGCGUGUGCUUGUGUGCGUAAUUAACAUGUGAUCACUAAGAAAUAAAGUAAAAGAGGAUAAUGCCCUAAUUUGUCACCAA